Lodderomyces margitis is the source of this 1536-nucleotide messenger RNA. RefSeq lists its product as uncharacterized. Bases 1 to 1536 code for a protein of 511 amino acids. Gene Ontology annotation, molecular function: ubiquitin binding. Gene Ontology annotation, biological process: proteasome-mediated ubiquitin-dependent protein catabolic process. Lineage: Eukaryota; Fungi; Ascomycota; Pichiomycetes; Serinales; Debaryomycetaceae. The record is from RefSeq and is a predicted model, not a curated record. The transcript has a single exon. Gene Ontology annotation, cellular component: nucleus.
AUGGACGAUCAAGUACCCACAUUUCUCGCAGUCACAGGUGUCGAAGAUGAAUCUGUUGCAACACAGUUCUUAGAAGUGGCUGGUGGCGAUCUCGAAUUAGCCGUGACAUUGUAUAUGGAAUCUGGACAACACGGAGGAAGCAGUAACAAUCAAGGAAAUAGAAACAAUAGGAGCAGUCAUGACAUUGAUGACGAAGCCUACGCCAAACAACUACAAGAACAAGCAUACGGUGGCAAUGAUGUGCGUGAAGCAGAUGCAAAUGUGCAUCGACAUGAGACUUUAGUCGACUCUUUUCCAGGAUUUGGAGGUGGCAUUAUGAGCCAAAUGCCUCGUCCACCUGAUAUAUUUGGUCAAAGACAAGAGGGCAUAUUUCAUCAAGGCUUUGAUUUUAACAACAGAAAUAUCAACUCAUACAAUGCAUAUGAUGAUGAUGAUGAUGAUGACGACGACAUUGACGAGGAUUAUACAGAUGCACAAUAUGGAGGUAACACAGUAGAGAUUUUAGAUUCUGACGAAGAGGGUAAUGAAGAUAUUGAGGAAAUUGUUAGAAGCCAUAGCGGAGCUGCUGGUCGAAGGAGGCGACUUAGACAGAAUCGCGAUUCCGAAUUAACUUCAACCCAGAGAAGACUAGCCAAUUUAUUCAGACCACCUUUUGAUAUCAUAAGCAUUAUGACAUUAGACCAAGCUAGAGCAAAAGCCAAGGAAGAAAAUAAAUGGAUUUUGAUUAAUAUACAAGACUCGUCAGAAUUUCAAUCUCAAGUGUUUAAUCGUGAUUUUUGGUCCAAUUCAAGAAUCAAGCAAGUGGUUAAGGAAAGUUUCAUCUUUUUGCAGUACCAAUGUGAUUCAUUUGAUGGUGAAUCGUAUGUAAACUUUUAUCAUGUGGAUGGGUUCCCGCAUUUGGGAAUCUUGGAUCCUCUUACGGGCGAACGUGUACGUAAAUGGAAAGACGGGGAAGUGCCAGAUGUACAAACGUGGUUAGAUGAAGUAUUUGAUUUCUUGGAUAAGUUUUCAUUGCAUCCAGACUCAAACAAUCCUCUAGUACAACACGAAACAAGAAUUGAUCCGGAAAGCUUGAGCGAGGAGCAACAAAUUGAAUUGGCCAUGAAACAAAGUGUGUUGGAUAAUGGCAAGAGUGGAAAAACUUAUGACGAUGCUAUAAAUUUGGACAGUGACGACGAUGAAGAGGCAAAUACAUUGCCUCCACCCACUGCUCAAACUGAGGAAGAUGUAUUUGAUUCAAUAAAGCCAAUAGAGCACAAGGAGCCAGCAGAACAGCCAACGACAAGAGUUCAAAUACGUUUCCCCAAUGGUAAAAGACUUGUUCGGAAAUUACUUCUUGAUGAUACCGUGGUGGUAUUAUUCCAAUGGUUAAAAUCUGUUCUUCAGCAGAAUCCAGAAGAUUACGGUUUGGGUCCAGAGGAUAGAUUUACUCUUUCAAACAGUUCAAAUAAGUCUUUUAAAUUCAUUGAGAAUUUAGAUGAGACAAUUGAAGAAGCUAAUUUGAAAAAUGCUAGUAUCUUGUUGGAAAAGGAUUAG